CUGCAAGUCUGCGAAAAGUCUGCAGCGGCCCGUUUGCUGCAGUGCAAUCACACACACACACCCUUUCUCACUCCUAUUUUCACAGCCUGCCUGCACAGCAACAACAUUGUGACCGAGAGGAGGUUCUUUGGUGACUCAGCACAGCUGUAGCGAGAUGGCCCAAAACGACCCGAAAAACCUGAUGCCCCCGCCGGGGACGCUGACCCCAGGCCAGCUGCAGUCUCACUUCAAGAUGGAGCCAAAGACUUUAGGGGCCAUCCAGCUGGUCAUCGCGGUGUUAAUCCUGUGCCUGAGUGCGUCUGUGCUCCAGCUUCACGAAAUCCACUUCACGGCUGACGUGGCGCUCUUCCUCAUCGUCGUUAUCCAGGUGGCCUUGUCAGGGUCGGUGUUGAUUCACAGUGGUAGGAGGCCCACUUUGUUUUGGGUGAAAUGCGCCUUGGUCCUUCAUCUGAUCAGUGCGGCGUUCGCUACCGCCGCCCUGGGCCUGAUGUCCAAGCACCUCCCGUACAGGCAGGAUUCGUACCACUGCGAGCACUGUCGCCGCAUGGAAUACCACGCUGUGCUACAUUGUUUCAGGAGAUGCACCGAGCUGGUCGAGCAAAAGUGCAAACUGUUGAUUGACGGCAUCCUGGGAACGCUGGUGGUCUUCCUGGUCCUGGAGCUGCUGAUCUGCAUCACCGCCAUGCUAUUCGGACUCACCGUGCUGGCUGCGCGUAGGAGCCAGGUGCCCAGUGAGCGACCUCGCUACCCACAGACUCGCCCACCUCCAUCCCCAGCUGUGCAGGCUGUCCGGGCAGCUCCCCCGGCCGCUGCCGAGCCCAGCACAACUCAGGUGGCCGUGGUGGUGACGGAGCCUGACUCAGAGAUCCUGGAAGACAUUGCCACCCCACCCACCGAACCUCAAGUUGUGCCCAUUUAAAAAGCGCACCUUUGCACAAACACUCACACCAUUGUGUAAAUAGAUCCGGUUGCCGCACCUGGUGCUGCUGAAUAGUGGCAAAGUUAACUCUGUGUCAGUCAAGUGACAAACAUCAUUGGAAUGUGAGCAACAAGCCCACAAAAACUGUUCAAAGUAAUGGGGAAAAGGAAUAGUCACUAUAGUAGUCUAUAGACAGAAAUAGUUUAUAAUAUGUACAGUGUGUAUGAUAUAUUGAAGUCACAUGACUACUGAAUGAAGAGGCACAUAAUCGUGUACUGUAUUUCAGCACUUACUGGCAGGCUCAGACGAGGAACAUUUUUGGAACAUAACCUUGUAUAUUGUAUUUAUGUCUAAGGAAAGUAAGACUUAAAAACUACCGGUAAAUAACAAUAAUGAUGGAGCUCAUUUUAUUUGUACUGUAUUUUUCGCUGUUAUUUUGUUUUUGGUUAUUUAUUUUUGGUAUUUUUUGUUUGUUUUUUUAAAUAAUUUUCAUUACGAAUGUAAAUAUAUAUAUUUUUUACUAUCAAAUAAAAUAGGUUCUAGACAACUGUUGUAUUUUUUUUUAUUUGACAUAUCUUUAAUUUUUCAUAAGUGUUAUUCCUCUAGUUUGUUGUCACAUUUUUUAAAAAUGUAUACCGAUUUUUUUUUUUUUAAUUGACUAAAGUAGUAUUCACUAUUUUAUCCAAAUGUUAUCUUAUUUUGUACAAUCCUAUAUGUAUUCAUUUAAAUUGUAUUUGCAUUUUAAUUUUCAUUUAAUUUGCAGUGUGGGUUUCAUUUUCAUUCAUUUUGAAUGGAUAAGAUUACAAAUGUCGUUUGUACAUUUAAUAUGUAUGGAAUGCUUAUCUUCAAUUAAAGUGCUAUGUAAAGUGUUACAUAAAAGAUCACUCAUUACAGAUGUUUACUUUAAGGUAGUGCUGAAUUGUUGUAUACUGUACAUAUAUUUAGUGUAUCCUUUACCACUGGUCAAUCCGCAUUCUGGGACACAUUGUAUAUUGUCUAAAAGUGUCAAAUAAAAUCUUUCACUCAAUAGGUGAAUAGAAAAUGAUGAUUUUUUAUUAUGUGUUAUACAGUAUAUACAAUGUUGCAAAUAUUUGCACUUAAUGAAAUGUAAUUUCCAUCAAAAUAAGCAUAACGGCGACAAGUAAUCAUCAUUUACCUUGAGUCAAUCGGAAACCAUCAGUCAGAACGAUCCAAAUUCAUGUGUGGAGUCCCUCAAGGCUCCAUUCUUGAUCCACUCUUAUUUAACAUCCAUAUGCUUCCCCUAGCUCAGAUUAUGGAAAAGUAUGACAUCUCCUGUCAUACCCCUAUGCAGAUGACACACAACUCUACAUUUCUGUGUCCCCACAUGAUUAUAGUCCCUUAGUCUCCCUGAGUAAAUGCAUUCAUCAAAUCAAUGAAUGGAUGUGCCAGAAUUUUCUCCAGCUAAAUGUGGAGAAGACAGAAGUGAUCAUUUUUGGGCCAAAAAAGGAAAGGUCAAUGAUAAGCAGGCACCUUAGCAGUUAGCACAAUGUCACUUACAGCUACAAAUCAAGUCAGAAAUUUUGGCGUAAUUAUUGACUCAGACCUAAAAUUUGAUAGCCAUCUAAAGUCCGUCACUAAAUCUGCUUAUUACCACCUAAAAAGUACAGCCAGAAUUAAGGGGCUUCUGACUCAACAAGACAUGGAAAAACUUACGCAUGCAUUCAUUUUCAGCAGAUUGGACUGUAUACGGUAUAUUUACAGGUCUUGAUAAAAAAUCAGUCAGGAAGCUGCAGCUAGUACAGAAUGCUGCAGCCAGAGUCCUCACAAAUACAAGGAAAACUGAACCACAUUAAACCGGUUUUGAAAUCGUUACACUGGUUUCCAUUGAGUUAAAGGAUAGACUAUAAAAUACUACCGCUCAUCUACAAAACACUUAAUGGCCUUGGACCACAAUACAUGCUUGAUUUGUUAGAUUCCUAUGAAACAUCUAGACCCCUAAGGUCGUCUGGAACGGGUCUCCUGUGUUUUCCAAGAACAAGAACCAAGCAGGGUGAGGCAGCAUUUAGUUAUUAUGCUCCCUACCUCUGGAACAAGUUACCUGAAGGUCUGAGGUAUCCUCGAACUGUUAGCUCCUUUAAAUCAGGGCUAGAAACGCUUUUGUUUAAUACAGCAUAUCCAUAACUAUCUAUAUAUUUCAAGCUAUUUGCUUUCUAUUCCUCUUGUGCUUUAUCUCCAUUGCUGAUUUCAAUUAUUAUUAGUAGUAGAUUUUUUAAAAAUUCUUUCCGUGAUUAAA
Corythoichthys intestinalis (scribbled pipefish) is the source of this 3173-nucleotide messenger RNA. RefSeq lists its product as uncharacterized. Gene Ontology annotation, cellular component: membrane. The coding region runs from base 155 to 919 and encodes 254 amino acids. The transcript has 9 exons. The record is from RefSeq and is a predicted model, not a curated record. Lineage: Eukaryota; Metazoa; Chordata; Actinopteri; Syngnathiformes; Syngnathidae.